Molecule: messenger RNA, 1562 nt
Organism: Labrus mixtus (cuckoo wrasse)
Lineage: Eukaryota; Metazoa; Chordata; Actinopteri; Labriformes; Labridae
Exons: 6
Coding region: 239-961 (240 amino acids)
Source: RefSeq, a predicted model, not a curated record
GACACAAGCGAAACCCGAGUGAUAACACUGAGGAAGUAGUGGAGGAUAGUCCCAACCUGUCUGCGACCCUCUAGCGUUUGUAAAGAGGCUUCUCUCUUGGUCGGUAUAAGUAGUGCGCUGGGGGCACUUAAAUGGCUUAAAAAGAAUCCUUGCUAUUUCUAACUCCGGAGAGUUUUGUCCUUCCUUCACGAGUGACCGCCGCUGCUGGAUUUAACGCCGAAAACAAGCAACGCUGAAGAUGCAUAUUCUUGGCGUUCUUCUUCUAAUGUGUUUCGAUGUAACGCUGGGGGGUCCCGUCCCUGUAGAUACUGUCAUAGUGCAGGUGCAGCAGUGGGGCGUGGUGGGUUCUCAUCAAGUCGCGGAGCAGGUCCUUCUCAACGGAGUCUCUCUAACUAGCACAAGUCGGGAAGUUGCCACAGUUAUCAAAACCAUGUUAGCUGGUGCACUACUUCCGGCUCUCAUUGGUGUCAACGAUACUUCAGUUCUCAGAAACCUCACUCUGCUACGUUCUCGAGAAUGUGUACUCGAGGGGUCUCGGCUGCACUGGACCGACCGUGUGUUCUGUGAUGGGAAGCUGUGUCUGACCCUGGACCACAGUGACUCGUGGAGAGCCGAAAUACCACAAGCACAGGCACUGAAGCGGUUGUUGGAUCAGGAAGUGCUGCGCACAAGAAUGCAGAGAAUCCGCCUUCAGGAGGGUUGCAUCGAGCUAAUGAAAGAACUGAGGCUUUCUCAGGAGAAUCUGGGACGCUCCUCUGUUUCAGGGAUUCCUUUGCCUCAGUUUCUGAUCCCAGUCUUGGGACUCCUGGCAUUUGUUGGACUUAUCAUAAUCAGCCUCCUUCUCUCCAAGAACCAUGGUCUGAGGCACACUGGAGGUGUUAUUGGCUCAAUCAUACACUAUCCACAAGACAUGACUGAAAUGCCUACAGAGAAAAAAGCAUCUGGUUACUGCACCUUGUGAUUCAAAGCUCCAGCUGAUGAAGUGCUCUCGUCCUGCUCCAUUUCUAUUGUAUAAUGUGUAAUGUCAAUCUAAUGAUUUAUGUAUGGGCAGUGUUGCUCCAUGAAUGUAACCAAAGCUUUGCCACAGUGCCAACAGUCUGCCUUAUGAUGCACAUGCAGUCUGGAUCAAAUGUAAUUUCAUGCACUUUAAUGUAUACUCUAUGACCUUGUUUUUAUUGCAUAUACUUUUACUACUUCUGCAAAAAUACCAGAAUGUGUAUAUGUAAAUAUAUAUACAGCUCUAUUUUACAAAUUGAAUACCUACUUGCAGAAGUUUUCACCAGUGAUUAUUUCUGGACUAAGCUAUUCAAGUUAAAAUUAAGAAGGCAGUGUACGACUUGUUUGAUCUGUGUCAUUUAUUUACAGUAUCUCAUACACGUUAAGAAAGAGACAAUAUAAAAAUUAUAUGACAGACUGUAGAUAAAGAUCUCCUGAAAUCAAGUGUUGUGGUUAUAUAUUUACAUGUCUCUUUGUGAUCUCAAACUUAACUUUAAACUUAGUUUUUUCAUGUAUGUUGAUGUCAGUUUUUUGUAAAAGUGUUUCAUUAAAGACUUUUAAAUGAG